AUGUGCACUCUUGAUUCAGCGGUUCUGGGGUUUCAGGAAUUCUCUGUUUCUAAGGAGCUCUUAAGCAAUGCUGAUGUUGCCUCUUCUCCUGCUUCUAUCCAGUGCCCCACUUGCCAAUUCAUCUGGUGUUUCAAGUGCCACUCUCCUUGGCAUGAAGGUGUUAACUGCAAGGAGUACAAAAAAGGAGACAAACUGUUGCGUCACUGGGCCAGCGAGAUCGAGCAUGGGCAGAGGAAUGCCCAGAAGUGUCCAAAGUGCAAGAUCCACAUCCAGAGAACUGAAGGAUGUGACCACAUGACAUGUUCACAGUGUAACACUAAUUUUUGUUAUCGAUGUGGGGAGAGAUACCGCCAACUCCGGUUUUUUGGAGACCACACAUCAAACCUCAGUAUAUUUGGAUGCAAAUAUCGCUACCUCCCAGAGAGACCUCAUUUAAGGAGAUUAGUGAGAGGGUCAGUCUGUGCUGGAAAAUUAUUCGUUGCACCUCUAAUCCUGGUUUUGGGAUUAGCACUAGGGGCCAUAGCAGUUGUAAUCGGUUUAUUUGUAUUUCCUAUCUAUUGCCUUUGUAAGAAACAGAGAAAGCGAUCAAGGACAGGUAUGCAUUGGUAAAAUGCAGGUGAUCUCACCCCACUAAGCUGGUCCCAGGAGGAGCUGUGCAAGAUGGCACACCAUCUGUGAGUUCUACCCUGAAAACACUGCGAGGAACCUUCUGCGUCUCGUCUCCCCAUGGCUCUCUGCAAGCCACAAUGCCUCUGGCUACCGGUGCACUCCCAUAUGGUAUCCUGUCCUUACCCUAAACAAAUUGCUGCUUUAAAAAAAAAAUGGUCACUUUCAUAAACUAUAAACAUCUGUAUCAUAUCUCUGACCUUUGUGUUUCUUGGAAGAAAAUAUUUUAACUGAGGACUGGUUUUCCUCAGAAUUGUUCUGAGGGUGCCUCUUCUGAGCAUUGCUUGGAUUGUCUUUGAACCCUCAACCUCCCUCCAGCCUAUCUGUGGGACUUGGUGUGAAUAGCUAAGGUCCUGUCUGUCCCAAUAAGCAAGGUCACUUUUCAGAAGAUACAAGUUCACGGAUGGCAUCUGUUUUCAUCUGUGUCUCAAACAGUGUAAUUCCUUUAUCUUUCAGAUACUGUAAUUGUUAAAACUUUCAGUGCCCAAAAGGGAAAUAAUGAAACUAAAUUAAUGAGAAGAAUUAUGAGUUAAUGAAGUGUAUAUGUGUAGGAGUGUGAAUGUGUGUAUAUAAAUAUAUGUUAAAACUAGGCCCAGUAACCUUGUGCGUAUCUAUUUCCAUGCCUCUACACUAUUUUUUUUUUCCUUCACAUUUUCUUAGACCUGUUUAGAGAUGAUAGUUCUUUUGUGGGCAUAAUUUGCUAACAUAUUGAAUUAAAGUCAAUGUAGACAACAGGCUAUUUUGAUGUUGACCCUUUCUAUUUCUUGCUCUCUCUUUCUGUCACACACAGAAAAAUUUGUGCAAUGGUCAUCCUGAGGUGUAUUGGACUUUGUAAACUGACAAAACUAAUAGGUUGCUUUUAGUAAGCCCUCAAGACCCAAAUAUUCAGUCUUUUCAAUUUCUUCCAUUAUAGCACAUGUGCUUUACUCUGUGGAUAAAUCCUUCAUGUGAGAUUAUUUAACCCAAAGAACAAGUUUAUUAGUAAGAGAAUUGCUUAAGUCUUUAAACAAAUUCCGUAUUCCACUGUUUUUUUAAUUACCAACUUGUGAUGAUAGAUCAUUUAUUUUAGAUCAAGGUUUUAAAUUUUUUAAUCUCCACUGUCUUCCUUAUCUUCUCUUCCUAUUUGUUUUUAUUUGACCUCAAGUUUUUCAUGGAAACAUACCAGUUUGAAAGGAUUUCUCGUUUACUGCUCAAGUGCAUAAUGCUUUGUUGGUAUCUUCUUAUAGAGGGGUUAUGUUCAUAUGUUCAUCUAAAAAAACAGCUGUUUUUGGAGAAGGAAAACAAAAAAUGAAGAAAGUGUUUUCAGAAAGUUUUUCUCAGAGGAGAAAUCUUUGAAAAUAAGAGAAGGACAAUUAAUUAGUAUAUUCAUUUGUUACCAUCAUGAACAGUAGUGUCUGUUAUCAGCAGAAAGGCAGAAAGGACUUCUAAGAAGCCUAAGGUUUUUUACUUGUCUCCAAAUUCUCAAAAUUAGCUAUCUGCCAUGGAUGUAGCAUUUAUGUAUCAGCAAACUUAUAUGACUUGAAAUAGAUUAUAUGAUAAAAAACAUGCAUUCAUAUAGAUGGUUGGUCUUUAUUGGGCUCCAGAGUGUAAGACAUUUUACCAUUUGUGUUUAGCUCAUGGGUGAAAGGGCAGCAUGCUUGCAUUUUUUUUCAGAAUAAUUCAGAAUAGCUGUUGGGUUUUUGGACUCAUCUAUUUUCUGUUGAAGGCGAUUGUGACAUUUGUGAUUCUAGAGUAGUGUAUCUUAAAGCAUGACAUGAGACGAGAAAAAGUGAUGCUCUAGUUUCACAAAUUCAUCUUUCCAUUCACCCAUCCAACCAUUUGUCAGGUAUUUAUUGAGUGUCUGUUUUAGGUGCUUUAGUAUUAGUUAGGGAGAAGGAGAAUCUCUAGCCCAAAUACAUGGCUCUGACAUAAAAGUGCUCAAGUUUUUUUUAAUUCAUCUUUCCAGGACUUAGGCAUCAGUUUGGCAAUGUGUGAAUAUGAUGAAUUCUAAAUAUAGAGGAUCUAUACAUAUAUGAUAUAUAUAUAUCAUAUAUGAAUACAUAUGCCAUACACAUAUAUACCAAUUAGUUGAAAAAUAUAUUCUCUGGUCAUAAAUCAUCUAUUUUCUUAGAUCAUUAUAUCUGUUGUCUUUGGCUUACUCAGGGAUUUUUAUUCCUUUCUUUAAAUAACUUAUCUUUUGAGGUAUUUUCAUAUGAUUUGGAAAACUUUCCAAUAUGCCAGUUACAAAGUAGUGUCUGUUAUCAGUGAAGGCUGUUUCUUCAUUACUGAGACAGUGUGCACUGUAUUGCACAGGAUUUCAUUUUUCUAUUGCAUAGAUUUUUAAAAUAAAUGAAUGCAUUUUUCUCUUUAAAGGUGGAUACAUAUUAGGCUUUUCCCUGCAACAUAAAGUAAUUAUGUGUGAUUUUUUAAAAACUAAAUUUCAACAUCUUACACAGAAAGAAGAAAAUAAAAAGGAUUCUUUAUAUGUCAGUGCCAACUUUGAAGGUAAAACAAUAGUAGUAAUCUUUACAAUAAAUUCUAAAAACUACUUUAGAAAAAGAAGUGUGCACAUUAAAUAAAUAUCUUUCUAUCAAAGGCUGGACAUUUUUAUAUGUUUUUAUUAUAAAUUUAAUAUAUUCUCCUUUAAAAAAUCAAAUCAUAUAGAAUUAUAAAACACAAAUUCCUCUGCUUACCACACCCUAAUUUACGAGGGGUAACCACUGUUAAUGCUUUGGUAUGUGUCCUUCCAGACACUUUCUACAAAUUUACAAAUAACCGUGUGGGGAGGGGUGUAUGAGUGUGUGUGAGUGUGUGUGUGUGUGUGUGUACAUGUUCAUGCAUGUAUUUUAUAUAAAUAGAAUAAUAAUAUUAUUUCUUUGCUGUGACUUUUUCAUUUUAUUAUAUAUUGGUAGAUAUCUUUCCAUAAGAGUUUAUAUAUAUAUAUAUACAUAUAUUUACCUCAUUCUUUUAUAAAUUACUACAUAAUCCAUUGUGGGGCUAUACUUUAGUUGAAUUAGUUUCCUAUUGAAUGGACGUCAAGAUUGUUUCCACUUCCCUGUUACAAAGCAUUAGUGAAAACCCUUUGGCAUAUAUUUUUGUCAUCAUGCAUGAACAUUUCCAUAGUUUUAAAUUUUGAUUUUUACAGGAUAUUUGUAAUAAAAAUUUCAGUGCAUUUUCAGGAAAUGAGAAAUAAUGUAUUUGAAAAAUUUUUUGAGUAAAAGAAAUAUUAACCAGGAGUGCAGAAUUUUUAAAGAGAACAUCUUUUGAAUGAUAAUUUCUUCCCUGCUUGAUUAGCCAAAUAAUUGCCUUACCAAAACUUAUUUAAAAUUAAUCUUUUUCCAAUAAUAAUAAAAUCUGAUGAACUGUCUGUCAGAUAACGUGAGAAAGAUUUUUGAAUUGCCUGGUUUAAACUUGAGAGAUUUAAAUGAAAUAUUCAAACCAAACUGAUGAUGUUUGUCACUUUUUUUAAACACUAUCUACAUUUAUGCACAUGACUUCACAGAGAAAUUUAAUUAUUUCAUGUGAAAAGUAGAAAACAGUAUGUCAGUAGUUACAAAUGCCCACAAUAAUCCAUAGAAAAAUAAAUUACAUUAUGUAAGGUUUGGUGGAAUGAGUAUAAAUCAUAGAAUAACAGGGAACUCUCACUUUACAGUGAAUCACAACAGUGCCCUAGAGAUUUCUGUACAUGGAGUAGGAAGAGGAAAGAGGCCAACCCGUGGUACAAGCAACCUCCUGUUACCACUACCGUGAUUUAGUGAUAGGUGCUAUUGUAUCCUAAGACUAGAACAGACAGGAAAAUGAUACGAGGUAAUUAAACACCAAUCUGGUUACAACAUGAUAUCUUCGAUUGUACUUUCUCUGCUGUGGGAUCAAGAUUCAGUGGUGCCUGUCAGAAAACUCCUUGCUCUGUGACACCAUCUCAUGAGCCUCCAGGCCCUCUCUGAGACUCUGUUUUUCAAUUCCACCACCCAAAUAUAAGACCCAUUGCUCCCAUAAAAUACCUGUAAACUGCUGCAGUCUUUUCCACUUCCUUUACCUUUCCCAACCUUGUUUUUCUCCACACUUCUGCUAUUUUUUUUAUUAGUAGCUCAAGACAAUACAAUGAUCUUGACAUAUCAUACAUUUACACCUCUGCUAUUUUAACUACUCCUUUGCCAAAAGAAAUGAGAAGAAAAGAAGAGGUGAAAAGUUCUCUGGUCUGUGCAGAGCAUCAGCAUUUCUGACUGACCUUUGUCACAUUGGAAGGCAUUGCCAAGACAUCCCAAGUUAAAUGAAUUCUCCUUUGUUAAACAAAUGCAAUUGUUUUUAACAUCAGACUUUUAUGCUGCCUAUUAAAUUUAUAUUGAUGAAAAAAAAUGUAGUGGCCUAAAUCACAUUAGUCGACAUAUAUUACUAAGUACAAAAAACAGAAAAGAAAAUUCACAUCAAAAGCCAUCAUAGAUUUUACAAGGAAGCUACAUAUGCAUAGGCCUUAAUGUGAAUCUUUUCAAUGGGUCAUAUGCUUAUCCAACCAUAUUUGUGAUUGAAAUCUAUCCCAACUAUAGAAAAUAAUUUUUCCCUGUGGUUAGCUUUAUUGUUUUGUGAUAAUUGGUUGUAAAUAUAGCCUUAAAAGUCCACGCACUUUAAAAUACUUGUGCCAUUUAAAUAACUUAAUGACAAAGCAACUAAUGUAGAUGUUUCAAUGAAUAGAGUAGAAUACCAAUGUUAGCAAACCUGUCAUUUCUUUAAAUUUGUGUAGAAUCAGAAGCUAAACAUUUAAAACAAGUAAAAAAAUAAAACCUGAAAAAAUGUAGUAGUUUCUUUAUAGUAAACCUGGAAAUUUUCAAAACUUCUGCUGUGUUUAAAGCUCAAAUAUAGCAAAUAAUAUUUAAUAAAUGUUAUCUAAUAACCUAGUUGUAACAUUGGCUUAAAAUGUUAAGUGAAUUUUUACUGAAAUUUUUAAAUAUAUAUGCAUAGUUCAUGUAUUCUAUGAAAGAAGUAUCCCUGGCUAAAAACAUGGUAGAUCAAAACAAUUUGAACAUAUUUUGUUUUUCAAACUCAUAAUUUAAUUAUGACCUUUUUCUCCUAUUAUGGAAAUCAGGUUCUAAAAUCACAUUUUACACACACACACACACACACACACACACACACACACCACAUUACUUAGGAAAUAUUUAAGACUGUGAAAUGUUACUCUUUGGAUGCAAAUCAAUGAUAACAAUCUUUAAGAGGAAAAUUCAAUGGAACUCCUGGUGUUGAGGUUAGAACUAAUACUCAUUUCAUAACAAAGUAUUGUAUAGAGCCUUUGUGUGCCAUAAGUUGUGAGGUCCCAGAUCCAAUAAACAGAGUCACAGUAGUGUGAGACUAUUAUAAUUGUCUGUUUGGAGUAUUAGCUAAAACCUGAACCUACCACCUACCCUAGGGUCCCCUUAUACAUAUUGCCAAUUAUAGAAGCAUGUAAUUAUGCGUACUAGAAAUGAUAUUCUUUAUUUUUCCUUUUGACUAUAGAAGUGACAUUUUAAGAGUAACUAUAUGGACCUAAAUUUUAAAAUAUGGUAAAUUAUUCUUUAAAAAUACACAAGACAUUGUCACUAUCCCACACUUUUUGCCAUUUCCUUAUACCUAUAAAAGGAUUUUUAUUAGUUUCACUCUUAACUCUUACACAUCACUUAGAUUAUGCAGACUCGUUAACAGAAAAUAUUUCUUUGUUUUCUAUCAUGUGCCUCAUUUCUGUCACUGUUCCAUCAUGAAUAAUUACAUGACUUUCUUAUCUGACUGGGCAGUGAUACCCAUCUAUUUAAAACAUUACCUAUCUCUUAGAUUUCCUGAUUAAUCUUGCUUUUUGCCUCAGCAGUUACCUUCCCUGAUGAAUAAAUUAUCUCACCUCUGUCUCCUUUCACUCUGAUGAAAUGAAAUUCUACUCUUAAAGGACUAUACAAUUUAACUCUGAUAAUGAGCAUAAUUUAUAUUGCUUAAUUUUAUCCGUAAAUUGAAAUAUAUCCAGGAGUUUCUGGGACACUCUUCCCGCCUCUUGAUGAAGUUGAAGAACUUCCACCUAGCUCUCUGCCAAAAAGUAAAUCAAACAAAUGAGAAGAUAUUAGUUGGACCAGAAAGCUUAAUAAUACUCUAGAAAAAAGCCUCAAAAAUUGCUUUACAUUAUCCUAAGAUCAGCAUUGUCUUUGCACAUCAGUUGGCUAGAAAGUUUGUGUAGACAUUCAUCCAACCUGAACCCAAGUCAUUUAUUCUUCAUCCAAAAUAGGUUAUGGUUCCAGUUAUGGCCAUUGGUCCUUGUUUCAACCAGAGGGCCUCCAUCUUGGACUUGUGGGGAAUUUAUAUAGUGCAGCAUUUGUCUGUAAGAGUCAAACAUUGAUUCAUACUGUGAACAUAAUUAGAUUUUUGAUACUCCAAAAUAGAUGACCUUAAAUGAAUGGUUUAGAAACCAUUUGUCAUUGCAAAUGUUCAACUUUUUCAUAGACAUAAGCCACACUCAAACUGUAUUUCAUAUAGGUUUAGUACAUAACAAAAAAAAAUUCAAGGGAGCAUCAAAGUUAGUUGUAAAUGGCCCCAGAAAUUAUGGAAAUAAUGUCACUUUAUGUUCUUCCUUGUAGCUGGCAUGUGUUCUCUCGGUCAUCAGUUCUCUUCAAAUUUGGGAGAUCUUCCUGUCAUGCCCCAGCUAGGGAAAUAUUCUCAAAAUAAUCCAGUCAAGUAUUUUUUAAAAACUGCUAUUUGUUAACGUCUUACUUCCUCUAUAUUCAAUUAUAUUUUGUUUAUUUGAAGGAAAUAGUAUCUAAAUAUCUGACAUAAACAAUCUAAAUUUUUCAAUAUAUAAAUUAGCAUGCUUUAUCUUUCUUUCUAAAGAAAUUUUUGAUCAAGUAUCAUGAUUUUUUAUCAGCUGACUAUUUUCUAAAGACCCCUCUUUUUGAAAUUCCAUAUUCCAUUUUUUAAAAUUCCCCUCAAUAGCUUACUUUUAUUAUUUGAUCAUGUUCAUCACAAUUAAUCUACAGAUAUUAUUUUUUAAAAUAGACCAAAUUAUACUUCAUAUGAAACUUAGAACAGUAAUUGGUUUAUAUAUAUUACCAUUUACCUUAUUAAGGACAAUCUGUUACAGGUUUUUAAUGUGAAAUUUAAUUGACAAUCUUAUUGCUUCAGAAAACAGUUAUGAACAUAUAAUAAUAAUUCAACUUCAUAAGGCCACAGAAAUAAUUUUGUGUAUAAGAAACACAAAAACUGCAGCAUUAAAAUGUGACUAUGUUAAUAUUAUUUAUUAAGAAGCCAUGAGAAUUAAUUGUUUUGUUUAUAUUUUAAACAUUUUUAUGAAACAAAUAUACUCAUAUCUAUUAAUAUAGAUGUAUAGCAAAACUGUAGGACAAGUAAAUAAUUCACAUUUUCCUUUUUUCAUGAAGAGUAUAAAAUGCUAAAAAGAAACAUUGGGGUUUUUAAUUUGUUAUUCCUGUAUAUUCAGAAAUUGAAGUUCUAAAAACUAAUUUGCAUCUCCUAUUUAAAUAUCAGAAUAUAUUUCAUUUUAGUUAUAUUCUUAUUAACAGUAUCAAAUUUUUUAAAUUUAAGGUGAGUGACUUCCAGUAGUAGCUUGUACCAGAUUUUAUCCAUUUUAUUAUAUUGCUUAAAGUUUUCUUUAAAAUUUGUAGUCAUUUUCUGAAAAUAUAUCAUAAUAUUUUUAUGUUUAAAAUGAGCCUGAUUGAAAAACAAUGUUUCUUUAAUAUUAACUGUUUCUGAUUUUCAUUAGUUAUAUUACUAAGUUUGGUAUUCAUAAAACUAUUUGGAAAAAAAUUUUUAAUGUAUUUUAGGAAAAAGACAGGUAAAAAUAAAAUAAGCAAAUGGACAAUAUUCUUAUCAGAAAUCCUUGAAAAGAAAUUAGAAAGGAGAAAACAAAUUUUACUGAGCUAAAAAUAUUGGAAAAUAAGGAUAAUUUAAAAGGAAAAAUUUCUUACGUUGCUAGAGCAAUCAACUUUUUAUUUCCAAAUGAUUAUUUUGUGCUGUUCCAUUAAUUUUGCAUAGUAUAUAAUUUUCUCACCACCUUAGUGUGUCUACACCGAUUACAGAAAAGAAAGGAGGAAACUGGGUGAAGAAAAGCCAGGGAAAUUGGGCUUAUUCCCUUUUUUCAAUAGCACUAAUGUAUAGUCCCUUUAACCUUCCAUAUGGUGCUUUGUGUGAUGGGUAUAUAACAUUUAUAUAUGUUAUUAGUGCCUUAUUUUUUUCACUUGACUUUAUUUCUUAUCUAAAGAGCCAUAUCUAUUUUUUGUGAGUGUUCUUUUGUCCCUUUAUUUAAAAAGUGCUAAUGAGAUAGUAUCUCUUUAGGGAUGUAUAUAGCCUGUAUUUGCUACCAUAAUCUACUGUAUUACCUCUAGAACAGCAAAUUAGCCAGUGCAUUUUUCUUAAACUUAUUGUUCAUUUUUAAAAGAAAGUAUGAAAUGAAUAUUAAGUACCAGAAAUUCAAGCCAUUAAACUUGAAGUGUAUUUUAAACCACAAAAAAGAAUACUAAUUAAGUUUAAAACAGGAAUUGGAAUGACUGUCAGGUAAAUCUAUAGCUCAAACUAGGACAAAAGCAUUAAAAAUAAAACAAAGUAUAUGCUACUUCAGGAAUUUGAUCAUUUCUCUACAACAUGUCUUCGGAGAUAUUUUAUUAGUAAUAAAUUUCCAUACAGAUGUUGGAUAACCAUGAGACUCACAAAUUCAUGUUGCUGUUCAUUCACUGUGGGCUUUAUCGACAUCAAGCUAUUAUGUUUAAUAUAUUAUUUUGCUCUUCUUGGUCUAUGUCUUUUGUUUUGCUUUAUACAAAAUGCUGGUUUUGUUGUAUUCUUUAUGUACCAUAGUAUGUAAUUCAGCUUUUCCUGAUGAAUGUAUGAUGAAUGAAUAAAAUAAACCAUGUGUUUAGAAAAGACAAAGACACAGGUUGUAUAUGCAAAUAUGUGUAAAUAUUUGACAAAGAAAAAAAUAGAAAAGAAUCUUCCUAUCCAACAGAUAGGUCCUGCUGGACAGGACCUGGAAAUUAGCAGAUUUUUUUUUUUUAAGCAGUGAAAUUUAAAAAUCUAUUACCUCAAGAAUUUUCAGUGGAUAUGUGUCAGUGUACUGCUCCUUCUAUAGAAGUACUAUCUCACUUGCUGCUGGUGGUAAAAGCAACCCAAGUGUCAGAUCACAUAAAUUUUAGGGACACAUCUUUAAAAGAUGAAUACCUUGUGAUAUUCUUGUAGAGUCUAAUUAUAGACUUUUGGUAAUUUCCCUAUAGCCUUUUGUUGUGGCUGGGCUUUUAUUUGUUUUUUGUUGUUUUUUUUUUUAAUUAUUUUUGGUUGGUUAUUUUAAGAUGGGAGGGUAAUCUUGAGUCUGAGAUCAGAUCUCAUGGAAAAAUCUAAUGAUGCUCACUCUACAUGGAUGAAAACUAUAAGGGGAAUCAGCUGUGACUGUCACUGUAUGAGCUGUCGUGUGGAUUACUGUGAGUGCCGUUUACUGCAGGAUGUGUGCGAUACAUCGUGCAAAGUCAUCUAGCAACACCUAAUAAAAGUUUUUUAAGAGA
Ictidomys tridecemlineatus (thirteen-lined ground squirrel) is the source of this 10154-nucleotide messenger RNA. NCBI's taxonomy places the organism in Eukaryota, Metazoa, Chordata, Mammalia, Rodentia, Sciuridae. The record is from RefSeq and is a predicted model, not a curated record.